Molecule: messenger RNA, 1307 nt
Organism: Egretta garzetta (little egret)
Lineage: Eukaryota; Metazoa; Chordata; Aves; Pelecaniformes; Ardeidae
Gene: IL11RA
Product: interleukin 11 receptor subunit alpha
Exons: 12
Coding region: 1-1242 (413 amino acids)
Biological process (GO): cytokine-mediated signaling pathway
Cellular component (GO): membrane; external side of plasma membrane
Molecular function (GO): cytokine receptor activity; protein binding
Source: RefSeq, a predicted model, not a curated record
AUGCGCAGUCCCAUCCCAGGCCUGGGCAGGGUGAUGGUGUUCCUCGCAGCAGCCCUGGCAUCAGCCUCCCUCGCCGUCCCCGAGGGCUGGGGAGAGGAAGGUGUGCAGUACGGACAGGUGGGAACAGAGGUGACCCUGCCGUGUGCCGGUGCCCAUGCCAGCUCGCCGGUGCAAUGGAGACGGGCGGGUGCUGCGGCGCUGCCGGAGGGCUCGGCCGUCUGGCAGGGAGCUCUGGUGCUGCCACGUGCCAGCCUGGCCACCGCGGGAACCUACAGCUGCCACGGCAAGGACGGUGGCCUCCUGCACACCAUGUCCCUGCGGCUGGGGUACCUGCCGGGGGUCCCCUUUGUAUCCUGCAGAGCAUCCGACUAUGAGAAUUUCUCCUGCUCCUGGACCUCCAGCGUGGAAACCUUCCUCCCCACCAGAUACAUCACAACCUACAGGAAGAAAUCGCUGACGGGUGAAGAGAAGCGGAGGAACAAGAAUGGGCAUGUGGGGCCGUGCCUGCAGGAUCCGUCCCGCCCUGGCACCUGCACUGUCCACGGGUCGGAGUUCUGGAGCUCCUACCGCCUGAACAUCACUGAGGUGAACCCGCUGGGCUCCAGCUUCCGCCUCCUCGACAUAACCAUGCAGGCCAUCAUUAAGCCGGACCCUCCGGAGGGCUUGGUGGUGGAGCCCAUCCCUCUGGCCCCACGGCGGCUCCAUGUGAGCUGGAAGUACCCCUCCUCCUGGCCCAAGGAGCCCCACUUCCAGCUCAGGUUUCGGCUCCAGUAUCGGCCCAUCAUCCACCGCUCCUGGUCCGUGGUGGAGACGGUGAACCUCUCCGAAGUGAUCACAGAUGCUUUUGCCGGGCUGGAGCACGUGGUCCAAGUCAGCGCCAAGGAUUUCCUGGAUGCGGGGAACUGGAGCGAGUGGAGUGCCGAGGCCCGGGCGACGCCAGUCAGAGACCCGGCCACCGCGGCAAGUGAAGAAACCACUAUAGAUGCCAGCCUGGAAAGCCUGGCCGAGGAGCCCUCCCAGGCUCCCAACCCUGAGCCCAUCAACCACAGUGACUCCCUGGAGAAGAUGGCCAUCCUGGUGUCCCUCGGGAUCUUCGCCUUCUUUGUACUGGCUGCUGUUCUCAUCAUCACCAUCCUUAUCUGGCUCCGGGUGAGGAAACACAGCAAGGGCGAGACCAAACCCCACAACUUCUUGGUUGCUGCCACCCACUUGAAGGCGCUGCCAAAGGAUCAGAUCCUGUAGUGAGCCCUGGCCGAUCCCUGCUCCCUGCACCCGCUUGCCCACGCAUGGGACUUGAUGCCGUUGCU